Beauveria bassiana ARSEF 2860 is the source of this 279-nucleotide messenger RNA. RefSeq lists its product as uncharacterized. NCBI's taxonomy places the organism in Eukaryota, Fungi, Ascomycota, Sordariomycetes, Hypocreales, Cordycipitaceae. The transcript has a single exon. The coding region runs from base 1 to 279 and encodes 92 amino acids. The record is from RefSeq and is a predicted model, not a curated record.
AUGUCUACUCUUUUUCAGCCAACUCCUAUCCGCUUCAUGAUGCCUUCCGCUCAAGCUUCCGCGCCCUUGAUGCACGCUCCCCAGAAGAGCGCCCUGCGAGUCCCCUCAUCGCAAGAUCUUUUCACCGGCAUCAGCGCAUCUCUGUCUUGCACCACUUCCAAGCGACCUGCCACGCCCAACCAUCAAAUCUUUGAAUACGACUAUACCGUUCCCGCACCGCCACCGCCCAGUCCCGUCAGCUUUCGACCGGACUGCUGGCCCAAGCCUGCCCGCUCAUAA